This is a messenger RNA of Cyclopterus lumpus (lumpfish), 3804 nucleotides long. It is a transcript of the gene dis3, whose product is annotated as DIS3 exosome endoribonuclease and 3'-5' exoribonuclease. Bases 469 to 3333 code for a protein of 954 amino acids. NCBI's taxonomy places the organism in Eukaryota, Metazoa, Chordata, Actinopteri, Perciformes, Cyclopteridae. Gene Ontology annotation, cellular component: nuclear exosome (RNase complex); cytoplasmic exosome (RNase complex). Gene Ontology annotation, molecular function: RNA binding; 3'-5'-RNA exonuclease activity; endonuclease activity. Gene Ontology annotation, biological process: rRNA catabolic process. The record is from RefSeq and is a predicted model, not a curated record. The transcript is spliced from 21 exons.
CCCCUGCGGUAAUGAACCUGCAGUACAAUGAACGUCCGCUUGUCUGUAAUUCUCUACGAUGAACGAGCAUGCAGUACUGCCUCCUGAAACAUAGUGGGCGCUAUGAACUCGGACAACCAGUUCCUCUUUUGCCUUCUUCUCCUUUGUUUUCAUUGAACACGAUGUAGAUGGCCAACCAAAACUAACGUUGAACACCGAUUUUCUAAUUAUUUUACAUUAAAAAACGUAAAAUCACGUCAUCUUCAGGCAGAAGUUGUGUAUUAUUUUGCUAAAUGGUCUUUAAAUAGAUAUUAACAUAUACUAUUGAUAUCAACACCUGAAACAUGACUGCACGUGUUUGUCAGAUCUCUGGGAAGGUUUUGUCGACCCACUGAGUUAGUUUACACAUGGGCAGCUAACUCCCUGCUUGUCAUCAAAUGGUAGGAGAAAAACAUCGGUAUUGAAUCUCUUGAGGCUUUAAUUGUCAUCAUGUUGAAAUCUAAAACCUUCAUGAAGAAGACCCGGUCGGGUGGGGUGAUGAAGAUAGUUCGUGAGCAUUACCUGAGAGAUGAUAUUUGGUGCGGAAGCGAGAUUUGCACUGAAUGCAAACAGGAGUCCCCGGUGCUGCAGAGAGACCCGUCUAUUGAGAGCAACCUGUGCUCUUAUCCACAUUAUGUGAUUCCUGACACUAAUGUUGUGCUGCACCAGAUUGACGUCUUGGAAGACCCUGUGAUUCGUAAUGUGAUAAUCCUUCAGACUGUGCUACAGGAGGUACGCCACCGCAGUGCACCAGUCUAUAAACGCCUGAAGGACAUCAUACAUGAGCAAGAGAAACACUUCUACACCUUUACCAACGAACACCACAGAGAGACAUUCAUUGAACGUGAGCCCGGAGAGAGCGCCAAUGACCGCAACGACCGCGCGAUCCGUGUGGCUGCAAAAUGGUACGGCCAGCACCUGGAGAAGGCCGAGUCCGAAGCAGACGCACUCAAGGUGGUCCUCCUCACCAAUGACCUAGGGAACAAGCAGAAGGCAGAGGAAAGCAGCUUGCUGGUGUACAGAUGUGAAGAAUACAUCAAGAGUCUGAUAGGGAACCCUGAGCUUGUGGAUCGUCUGGCUUUGUCCAAUGAUGACAAGCAUGAUAUCACAAGCAGUAAGGUGUUAUUCCCAGAGCACCUCCCCCUGUCCAGGAUCCAAGCAGGAAUUAAGAGCGGCACUUUCCUCCAGGGCACCUUUAGGGCCAGCAGGGACAACUAUCUGGAGGCCACAGUCUUUGUUCAGGGAGAGGGUGAAGACAGCACAGAGGUUCUCAUCCAAGGUCUUCAGAACCUCAACAGAGCAGUGUACCAAGAUGUCGUUGCUGUGCAGCUGUACCCGCGCAAUCAGUGGUUGGCCCCGUCCUCAGUCAUGCUGCAGGAUGAAGGCGCAGCAAAGGACGAUAAUGAGGAGGACAAAGAGGAGGAGGAUGAGGAGAAAUCAUUGAGGAUAUCCGCAGCUGAAGCAGCCAGGAAGCCCACAGGCAAAGUAGUGGGAAUCAUCAAAAGGAACUGGAGGCCAUUCUGUGGCAUGCUCAAUCUCUCCCAGAUCAAAGAGUCAACUCGCCAUCUCUUCACCCCGGCAGACCGGCGUAUCCCACGCAUCCGCAUUGAAACACGUCAGGCGGCCACGCUGGCAGGCCAGAGGAUCAUGGUGGCCAUCGACGGCUGGCCCAAACACUCCAGAUAUCCCAAUGGCCAUUUUGUGCGCAGUCUGGGAAAUGCAGGAGAUAAGGAGACGGAGCAGAUGGUGCUGCUGCUGGAGCAUGACGUCCCCCAUCAGGCCUUCUCUCAGGCUGUGCUCAGUUCCCUUCCCAAGAUGCCAUGGGCCAUCACACCAGAGGACAUGGUGAGGAGAGAGGACCUGAGGCAUCUGUCAGUGUGCAGUGUGGAUCCUCCUGGAUGUACAGACAUAGAUGACGCCCUGCACUGUCGAGAGCUGGACAAUGGAAACGUUGAGGUGGGCGUCCACAUUGCUGAUGUAAGUCACUUCAUCAGACCGUGUAACGCCAUGGACAAGGAGGCUGCGAACCGUGGCACCACUGUCUACUUGUGUGGCAAAAGGAUAGAUAUGGUUCCAGAGCUGCUCAGCUCCAAUCUUUGUUCUCUACGCUCCAAUGUGGAACGGCUGGCUUUCUCAUGUAUCUGGGAGAUGAACCACAAGGCUGAAAUCAUUAAGACCCGGUUUACAAAAACUGUCAUUAACUCCAAGGCGUCCUUGACCUAUGCUGAGGCCCAGAUGAGGAUUGAUGACACCACUAAGAACGAUGACAUCACCAAGAGCCUGCGAGGUCUCAACAAACUAGCCAAAGUCCUCAAGAGGCAGAGGAUAGAGAAAGGGGCGCUGACGCUGUCAUCCUUAGAAGUCCGAUUCCACAUAGACAGUGAAACCCACGACCCCAUUGACCUCCAGACCAAAGAACUCAUGGAGACAAACUCUAUGGUGGAGGAGUUCAUGUUGCUGGCCAAUAUUUCAGUUGCCCAGAAGAUUUACGAUGAAUUUCCAGACUGUGCUAUGCUGAGGAAACAUCCAGCACCGCCUCCAUCUAACUACGACAUCCUGCUCAAAGCUGCAAAGUCCAAGGAUGUGGAGAUCCACACAGAUUCGGCGAAGGCGCUGGCUGACUCCCUCGACAUGGCCAGAGUGGACGGCUUCCCGUACUUUAACACGCUACUGCGCAUCUUGGCCACUCGCUGCAUGAUGCAGGCGGUCUAUUUUUGUUCCGGCAUGGACACCGACUUCCACCACUACGGCCUUGCUUCUGCCAUUUAUACACACUUCACGUCACCUAUUAGGAGGUACGCAGAUAUUAUAGUUCACCGCCUGCUGGCAGUGGCCAUAGAGGCAGACAGCACCUACCCAGACUUGAUGGAUAAACAAAAGCAGUCAGCCCUCUCUACCAACCUCAACUACAGACACAAAAUGUCUCAGUAUGCGCAGAGGGCAUCUGUGGCCUUCCACACGCAGUUGUUCUUCAAGAGCCGAGGCAUACUGAACGAAGAGGGAUUUGUUCUGUUUGUGAGGAAGAACGCAAUCAUCGUACUCAUCCCAAAGUUUGGCCUGGAGGGAACGGUCUUUUUUGACGCCAAACACAAAGCGACCCCAAAACUUGUUUUUGAUGAAGAGGGUCCCACUCUGAAAGUAGAGCAGCACACCUUCCACAUAUUUGACAUGGUGAAGGUCACCAUCAGCCUGGACGCCUCCAAUAUUCAGCACCAGAAGAUCCGCAUGUCUCUGAUUGAGCCCGUGAUUUCCGGUGUGAGUGUUCCAGCCCCAGUUGUUGAACCUCAGGCCAAGAAACCAAAACUGGACCGCUGACACAGAAAGCAGAGCGGCAAUUCACCCGAACCACCAGCUGAUCCUCCAGAUCAAGACGUUGCAUAAGUCUAUAGGCGUUGACACUAUAAACACUAUGCCCGGUUAUAUUUUGAGCAACGGUGCCCAUUUUAAUAAAUCAACCUGUGUGAAGCUGCACAGCUCUUUUUAUGUGAAACACUUGUUGGUACAUAGAGCAGUGUAACUUUUCGACAAUGUAGUUACACAUUAAAUGUGUUUUAUUUUUACUUAUUAGUUUGUGUUUUAUGUAAGCUCAUGUGUGUCUGAAUCUGUUUAAGUGGUUCAUAAUAGACAUUGUCCACAGCAGUACUCAACUUACGGCAUGUGAUACAAUCUUUAUUCACCGUGUAGAUGAAUGAUGCAUUUUCUGUAAUGUAUACAAGAGUUCAUAAAAUAAAAAAAUUAAAUUGUUGAUUGUUUUAAAUAAAAAAAGAGCCAGGGAUGGACUUUUAA